This is a messenger RNA of Vitrella brassicaformis, 2178 nucleotides long. The record is from the annotation of a GenBank genome assembly. Lineage: Eukaryota; Vitrellaceae.
CAUUGAUGGCAUGGCAUGCUGUAGAGUCAUUUUGACACAUAAACGUCUCUGCUGGAUGAGGUCUCAGAAGGCACACCAGGCAUCACCUCAACUGCAUGCCAUUGCAAUUGGCCGUUUUCUUCCUCUCGGCCCGUCUGAAUUCCUGCCUGCCGGCACCGAAUCGUUCGGCUGGCUAGCCACGGACGCAUUCAUGUCGACACGAACUUCACCAGUAAAGGAACGCACUCGCACGCAUGUACGAAUCAAAAACACGAGACUGAACUGAUUCACAGGCAGAGCAAAAACGGUAAACCACGCAAGCCCCACAUCCGUCCGUCUACAUGUCAUGCUGCCUGCAGACAUCCCAGUCUCCUCCACUAAAUGAGCCCCUGUGUGCUGAACAGGACGUCGACCUCACACACCUGCCGCCCGUCAGCCAUCCGUCUGGGGUUCGCAGAGCGGCGUGGCGGCAAUCAGGCUUUUGGCAUAGUCGGGAUACUCCGCAGCCGCCACCUCUGCCUCGACACACCGCAUCUCCUGCUCCGUCAUCUCGACCCUCUCUGCGAGUGACCGCUGCCCGGCAGUGUCGCGGCCCAUGCCUCUGGUGUACUCGAGCAGAUUGUGCCUGGUUUGUCAACAUAAUCACAUGGACACAGUCCUAUCAGGCCAGAUGCAUCUGUGAAGGCCAAAGCGGACUCGACGAAAUCAUUCUUGAGUUGGGCCACCGCACCACUCAACUGACGACGGCGGACGCCCCUCUGCACACACGGCAGCACGGGGAUAAUGUGAAGCGAGCCCCUCCUCUCCACCUUCUCACGCACCUGUAAGGCAGUCUCGUGACACAUGCGCUCGAUCAUCGCGCUGACGCCCUCUAUCGCCUUGACCUCCCAUUCGAUCUCCUUGCGCCACUCGUCGCGGGACAGCAUCUGCCGCAUGCCCGAGACCGACUGCACGAGACGGAUCUGAAUCUUCCUCGCCAGAGAUUCGUCGAUCGCCGUGCCAAGCUCCUCACCUCGAGCAUAGCCGAAUAGUUUUUCGGCCGCCGCCUCCAUGGCACCUAGCACCACCAUAAGUGGCGUGGGGAUGCAGUAGAAGCCGCCUGUGCUGAGCAAGGGAUGGGGCACCCUGCAGACUCUCUUGCGCCAGAACACGUGUUCAACGUCGCCUCUGAUGGCCCAGUCGAGCGAGUGCUCAUGACGAGGAGGGUCGAGAUGAUCUUGGAGAGGAUGGCGGCGGCCCUAUCCGAGCGGCCAUCUGGCGAGGCUGUCUGGUUGCCGUGUGUGGUGAAAGGCACGAGUUGGUAGCUGGGAUAGGUGACGAAGCCACCAGUGCCGGCAGGGGGAUCGCGCUCCCCGUGCCCUGCCGCUGAGGGGCGUGAGGUGCUGAACAGACUGACGAGGCAAUAGACGCGGUCGGUUCCGAAUGUCGCCAUCUUCACCACGUACGCGGAAAGCAGCGUCCCUGGCCCAUAGCCCUCGAUCUCAGCCAGAAUCGCCCGCUGCAUCAGCCGCUGCUGCUUGAAGAAGCUCUCCUCAGUCAUCCAGCCCAACAGAUAUUUGACUGCAUGACAGCGCACUGGAGGUACCUAAAGACAUCACAGUGAUUGCCACUCACCAUGGCGGGCCAUCGCCAGCAAUGAUGGUCAUAAGUGCGUGUCUUACUUGACGGCAUAACGAUUCCCGCGCAGAGACAAUGUGUUAACGUAGAGCCGCCUGCCGCGCUCACACAUGGCCUUGGUGUGCUGCCCCCGCUGGACGUGCUGCUUCAGACACUCGUCGCUGCAGUAACGUGGGCUGACCUCAGGCACACACCGACCGCACUGGCCGGGCUCUGGCGCCUUCUUUUGCCGCACACGUGCUGGAUCUGAUGUUGAGGCGUCCAUUCGCACCUUGUAGCCGGCCAUCUCACUGGAGUUGAAGGGAAGUCGGCCGUCCGCGGCGCUUGCCGUGCUUGUGGCGGUUCUUGACUCAUUGCCGAUGAACAUGCCAGCGAAACGAGCGGCUGCCGGGGCUUCAUCACCUUCGUCGAUGGGUCUCGACAUCGUGUGGGAGCAAGGGAGUAGCGAAAAUCUCCCGGAUGACGAUCCUCCUCGCUAAGCUCGCAAUAGCAGUUCGAUGCGGCAUUCAUCGCGCUCUCUGCGCAUCAGGGCCUCCUUUGUGUGCUUCCCAAGGUCGUCAAGGCAGCAAUGGAGAUCUCUGG